CCUUCUUUACCGACAGUAGCCUGUUAAUUACGACUAAAGGAACGGAGGAACCGAAAUUAGAAUCUACCGAAUUGACACGUAAACACAGCGGUUGCCUGUGCCUUUUUCGCGAAAACAUGGACGAUCAGUUGCUGGAACCUUCACUGUAUACCGUCAAGGGUAUGGUGAUACUGGAUAAUGAUGGCAACAGAAUACUGGCAAAGUAUUACGACAAGAAUGUAUUUCCAACUUCGAAGGAGCAGAAAGCUUUUGAGAAAAAUCUAUUCAACAAGACUCACAGAGCUAACACAGAAAUUAUCAUGCUCGACGGUCUGACCUGUGUCUAUAAGAGCAAUGUCGAUCUGUUCUUCUAUGUAAUGGGCAGCUCUCGUGAAAACGAGCUAAUUCUUAUGAGCGUACUGAAUUGCUUGUAUGAUUCCAUAAGUCAAAUUCUAAGGAAAAACGUUGAAAAGAGAGCAGUGCUUGAUAGUCUGGAUAUUGUGAUGCUGGCUAUGGAUGAAAUCUGCGAUGGCGGCAUUAUUUUGGAUGCCGACGCAAGUAGCGUUGUGACACGGGUAGCCCUGCGAACAGAUGACAUUCCACUUGGCGAGCAAACAGUCGCACAGGUCCUACAGUCAGCAAAAGAGCAACUUAAAUGGUCCUUAUUGAAGUAAUCUAAUUUCAUAAAAUUAAUGUUAAGAAAAAGUAAAAAAUUGAGCAAGUGCCGUGAGUGAAA
Molecule: messenger RNA, 715 nt
Organism: Diprion similis
Lineage: Eukaryota; Metazoa; Arthropoda; Insecta; Hymenoptera; Diprionidae
Gene: zetaCOP
Product: coatomer subunit zeta-1
Exons: 5
Coding region: 117-653 (178 amino acids)
Biological process (GO): intra-Golgi vesicle-mediated transport; intracellular protein transport; retrograde vesicle-mediated transport, Golgi to endoplasmic reticulum
Cellular component (GO): COPI vesicle coat
Source: RefSeq, a predicted model, not a curated record